Molecule: messenger RNA, 1893 nt
Organism: Aureobasidium melanogenum CBS 110374
Lineage: Eukaryota; Fungi; Ascomycota; Dothideomycetes; Dothideales; Saccotheciaceae
Exons: 2
Coding region: 1-1893 (630 amino acids)
Biological process (GO): aspartyl-tRNA aminoacylation
Cellular component (GO): cytoplasm; mitochondrion
Molecular function (GO): aspartate-tRNA ligase activity; ATP binding
Source: RefSeq, a predicted model, not a curated record
AUGUCACAAUCAUGUUACGGUCGCACUCCCACUGGUCAAGGAUUCCACUUUCCCUCAGCAACUUGCAAACUGGAGAAUGUAGCCUCUAGAGAAGUUGGAGAAGAUAUUGUGCUCCAUGGCUAUCUCGGCACACAACGGCAGGCUGGCAAGAAUCUGCUCUUUGCCGAACUGCGGAGUACAACUCUAUCACAUUCCAUUCAAUUGGUCGCCUCGAACAAGACCACCAGCACCGAGGGAGAAAGUGUUUUUGAGAGACUCAGUACGCUGAACGUCGAGACGCCAGUAGCAAUUGAGGGCAAAAUUAAGAGUCGCAAGGCCAAACCGUCUCCGUCCAAAGCAGAUGAAGGAGCUGUCAAGCAAAUAACAGAUGUCGAGAUUGAACUGACCAAAGUCUCUCCACUAAACCACUUCCCCAAGGAUAUUAUGGUCACCCAAGACUCAGUCUUCUCUGCAGAGCAAAGGCACUUACAACUAAGAAUGGAGAAGCCGCUUCGGGAUGCACUAGCUUUCAGGAGUAAAGCAGCCAGCAUCUUACGCACAGAAUUGUGCGAGGCCAAGGACUUUGUCGAGAUUGAGACACCUCUACUGUUCAAGUCCACUCCCGAAGGUGCUCGCGAAUUCUUGGUCCCUACUCGCACACCUGGCCUAGCAUACGCCUUACCUCAAAGUCCCCAACAGUACAAGCAGAUUUUGAUGGCAAGUGGUAUUCCUCGCUAUGUGCAAUUUGCCAAAUGCUUCCGAGACGAAGACCUUCGUGCUGAUAGACAACCUGAAUUCACACAAGUGGAUCUGGAAAUGUCGUUCGCAACUGGAGAGGAUGUGAUGAACACAGUGGAGUCUGUUGUCAAGACGCUCUGGCAGAAACUCCUUGGAAUCUCUCACAGUGACCCGUUCCCGCGACUCUCAUACGAAGAUGCGAUGUCAAGAUAUGGCUCCGACAAGCCUGAUGUGCGUCUUGAAUCCAAGAUUCAACGUGUUGAGUAUAUGCUACCUGUGGAUCUGAUCCGCAAGAUUGGUCCGCUACUCGAUCCGAUUGUCGAGGUGCUCAAGAUACCCAUCUCAGGCGAUGCAAAAGAGACCCGUGCAUUUGUGACUCGUUUCAUGGACUCGCCAGAAGCCAAGCCUUUCAACGAGAACCCAGAAGGACAGCCCGGCAUCUUCAUCUACGAUCCUCGCAAACCACUCUCCGGCCUUUCGGUUUUCGGUUUCGAGGCCGCAGAAACAAUAGAAGAGACAUUGGAUCUUGAAGAAGGCGAUCUGGUCGUCCUUCAAGCUCGUAAGAAUGCACCUCAUGCAGGCGGCUCAACACCAUUAGGCAAUCUGCGCCUGGCUCUGCACAAAUUUGCUGUCCAGCACAACUACAUGCCUGCUCCUCAAGGCUUCGAGUUCCUUUGGAUCACCGACUUCCCCCUAUUCUCGCCCUCCGUGGCAAACGAGCCUGGUCAAGGUGGCGCUGCAGGUUUGAGCUCCACGCAUCAUCCUUUCACAGCCCCGAAAACAGCUGAAGAUGUGGAUUUACUGCUUACCGACCCAGCAGCUGUCAAAGCAGAGCACUACGAUUUGGUAGUAAAUGGAGUCGAACUUGGAGGUGGUAGUCGCAGAAUCCACUCGGUGGCUAUGCAGCAGUUCGUCCUUCGCGAGGUCUUGAAGAUGAGCGAGGAACGACUCAAAGACUUUGACCAUCUCAUUGAGGUGUUGCGAGCAGGAUGCCCACCGCACGCAGGCAUGGCAUUGGGAUUCGACAGACUGAUCGCUGUCAUGCUUGGUAAGGAAAGUGUCCGCGAUGUGAUCGCAUUCCCAAAAAGUGGAAGGGGAGAGGAUUUACUCGUCAAGAGUCCGACACGCAUGACCGAAGACCAACUCAAGACAUACCAUCUGAAGCUUCGAGAAUAA